AUGUCGUCGCGAAUGAACCAGUGGUUUGUGCUCGGCGACGGCAUCGCCAGAGAGGUCAUCACCGCCGACAUCCAGCGCUAUUUGGGCCCAGAUGCGCUCGGCCGGCCAGGCUAUUGGAUCACCGCAUAUCGAACUCUCACAUCGCAAAUGAUCCAGGACUUGAAGUUGGAUUCACAGCGCUGGCAAGCGGAGAAGGACCGCGACCAGCGAGGACAUGGAGGUGGAGGUAGUCCUUACCUUCGCGAUACUAAGGUGUCAAGACACCCUGACGCAAAUCUAGUGGCAUAUCAGGAUUCGAGAACCCAUGCUUCCAGGCAGCAUUAUGGACCGUCUGAGGGCUAUGCGUCGUCAACCAAGGCUUCGUCGUAUGCUACUCCGUCGUAUGGCGCUAGUGAACAAACCACACACUACACAACCGCUUCCACGCCCGCAUAUACGACUACUCCACAGCAUGGUUACCAGGCUCCUCCCAGUUAUACAGCGCACACCGCGCAGCCAAGGACGGAUCCCUAUGCUAACUACCAGUCAACUGGCAGAGCGGACCAUCCGGCCUAUACUGCUGCCACCCCGCAGUAUUCUUACCCUUCGCAGCCUCAGCCUCAGACGGACCCAUAUGGCCGCGCGACAACCACGACCCAGCACAGUGGCUACGCACCAAGGUAUUUUGGUUACUUCGACGAACGCUUUUUGGUAUAUCGCUAA
This is a messenger RNA of Trematosphaeria pertusa, 702 nucleotides long. RefSeq lists its product as uncharacterized. The coding region runs from base 1 to 702 and encodes 233 amino acids. NCBI's taxonomy places the organism in Eukaryota, Fungi, Ascomycota, Dothideomycetes, Pleosporales, Trematosphaeriaceae. The transcript is spliced from 3 exons. The record is from RefSeq and is a predicted model, not a curated record.